GCAGUCCCCGGCCGCGGGCGGGUGGGGUUUGGUUAAGUGAUAGCGGGGCUGGGGGUGGGGGGCCUAGAACCCCAUUUUCUUCCCCCUUGAAGAAACGUACUGAUGGAGGAGUAGAUAAGCUUUGGGGUGAAAUAGACGAAGACGGUAAACUUUGGGAUAGUAGAUGGAAGAUUAGCUCAGUAAGGUGGCAGGCAAGGCAGGUGCCAUGGCCUUGAUUGAAGGGGUGGGUGAUGAGGUGACCAUCCUUUUCGCGGUGCUUGCCUGCCUUCUGGUGCUGGCUCUCGCCUGGGUCUCAACACACACCACGGAGGGUGCCGACCCAUUGCCCCAGCCAUCAGGGACUCCAACACCAGCACAGCCCAGUGAAGCCGUGGCGGUCACCGGCAGCAUCAGAGGGGAGGCCCCAGGAGCCGAGACCCCCAGCUUGAGACACAGAGGUCAGGCUGCACAGCCAGAGCCUGGCAUGGGGCUCUCAGCAACAUCGCCGUCGCCAGACUCCCCCCAGGAGCCCCUAGUGCUGCGGCUGAAAUUCCUCAACGAUUCAGAGCAGGUGGCCAGGGCCUGGCCCCACGAUACCAUUGGCUCCCUGAAAAGGACCCAGUUUCCGGGCCGGGAACAGCAGGUGCGACUCAUCUACCAAGGGCAGCUGCUAGGAGACGACACCCAGACCCUGGGCAGCCUUCACCUCCCGCCCAACUGCGUUCUCCACUGCCACGUGUCCACGCGCAUCGGUCCCCCACGCCCCCCUUGCCCACCGGGGUCAGAGCCGGGCCCCUCCGGGCUGGAAAUAGGCAGCCUGCUGCUGCCGCUCCUGCUGCUGCUGCUGCUGCUGCUCUGGUACUGCCAGAUCCAGUACCGGCCCUUCUUUCCCCUGACCGCCACCCUGGGUCUGGCCGGCUUCACCCUGCUCCUCAGUCUCCUGGCCUUUGCCAUGUACCGCCCGUAGUGCCUCCACGGGCUCUCGGAAGCGUUGCUGGCCCCUCGGGACCUUGCUCCCCACGAAACAGUGGGCGCUGUUGUCUGCCCAGGCCCACCUCUCCGGCCUGCCUCUUCCCACUACCCUGGAGCCCAGCGCUGCGUGGCAGAGCGCUCGGGGAGGCGGCCCAGGCCCCUCCCUGUGAUCUCCAUGGCUCGGGGCCACCUCCUGGGGCUGCUGGCUCUCAGCCCCCAUUGACAGUCAGCUCCUCGGGGUCGGGCAGCUGCUGUCACUGCCUUGGCCCUGGGCAGAGCCGGGCUACACCCCUGGGCCCUUCUUAGUACUCUGCCUGAGGACCCAGCCACCUCUAGUCCCUAAUAGCUCCUUGGGCCGAUUUGAGGACCUAAGGACUGCGGGGGCGCUGGGGAAGAGGAGCUGGGAGGGGCAGAGGGAUUGUGUGGGACACGUGCAGAUUAAAUAACUGUGAAGUUUU
This is a messenger RNA of Ailuropoda melanoleuca (giant panda), 1409 nucleotides long. RefSeq names its product transmembrane and ubiquitin like domain containing 1 (gene TMUB1). Gene Ontology annotation, molecular function: protein binding. The record is from RefSeq and is a predicted model, not a curated record. NCBI's taxonomy places the organism in Eukaryota, Metazoa, Chordata, Mammalia, Carnivora, Ursidae. Gene Ontology annotation, biological process: ERAD pathway. The transcript has 3 exons. The coding region runs from base 206 to 946 and encodes 246 amino acids.